Messenger RNA from Daucus carota subsp. sativus, 1395 nucleotides. Its product is annotated as vignain. The record is from RefSeq and is a predicted model, not a curated record. Gene Ontology annotation, cellular component: lysosome. Gene Ontology annotation, molecular function: cysteine-type endopeptidase activity. NCBI's taxonomy places the organism in Eukaryota, Viridiplantae, Streptophyta, Magnoliopsida, Apiales, Apiaceae. Bases 155 to 1243 code for a protein of 362 amino acids. The transcript has 4 exons.
CCCGUAAGAAACCUUCAACUCUAACUCUAUUAUUGAUGAACAAUCGCUUCUAUAAUCGAACCACCUCUGUCUUUAUGUUCAGAAUCUGCUAUAUAAAGAGGCAUUGUCGAUUGCAGUUUCUCUCAUCUUGUAACAAAAACUAGUUUAUAUCAUCAUGGAAGCAAAGAAGCUUGUUCUGGUUUUCCUAUCUCUGGCUUUGGUUCUUGGUCUUUGUCAGAGUUUCGAGUAUCAUGACAAGGAGUUGGAGACGGAAGAAGGGUUGUGGGGUAUGUAUGAGAGGUGGAGGAGCCACCACACGGUGUCGACGAGUCUCGAGGACAAGCACAAGCGAUUCAAUGUGUUUAAGGCCAAUGUUGAACAUGUUCACAGGACAAACAAGUUGGAUAAGCCUUACAAGCUGAAGCUAAACAAGUUUGCACACAUGACUAACUAUGAGUUCCGGAGCCUCUAUGCUGGCUCUAAAGUGAACCAUCAUCGUAGGUUCCGGGGCGAGAAAACAGGAAAUUCAACCUUUAUGUAUGAAAAUGUGCACCGUGUUCCUCUGUCAGUCGAUUGGAGGAAGAAAGGAGCUGUUACACCUGUCAAAGAUCAGGGCCAAUGUGGUAGCUGCUGGGCAUUUUCAACAGUUGUAGCGGUUGAGGGAAUAAACUACUUGAAAACGAAUAAGUUAGUUUCAUUAUCUGAGCAAGAACUCAUCGACUGUGACACCGAACAGAACCAAGGUUGUAGCGGGGGAUUGAUGGACUCAGCAUUUGCUUUCAUCAAGACCAAGGGGGGUCUUACAACAGAGGCCAAGUAUCCUUACAGGGCUGAAGAUGGGAACUGUGAUGUUUCUUUGGCUAGUGCACCAGCAGUUUCAAUAGAUGGACAUGAAGAUGUCCCUGCUAAUGAUGAAAAUGCAUUGAUGAAAGCCGUGGCAAACCAACCUAUCUCUGUGGCUAUUGAUGCUGGGGGUUAUGAUUUCCAGUUCUACUCGGAGGGAGUAUUCAAUGGAGAUUGUGGAACGGACCUGGAUCAUGGAGUUGCAGUUGUAGGCUAUGGAACGACGCUGGAUGGAACUAAAUACUGGACAGUGAAGAAUUCAUGGGGAGCUGAAUGGGGAGAGAGGGGCUACAUAAGAAUGAAGCGAGGCAUAUCUGCUAGCGAAGGACUCUGUGGUAUCGCGAUGGAGGCUUCAUAUCCGAUCAAAAGCUCAUCAAGUAACCCUAGUGGUUAUAUGUCUGCUCUCAAAGAUGAGCUUUGAAGCCACAUAUGUAAAGAUUAUCAUCUAAAUUUCUGCACAAGUCUGGUUAUGCAUCACUUCUUAGGACUAAAAAGAUGGCAUAGUGUCAUAUAGUGUAACAAAUCAUUAGUUAUGAUUGUAUGGGGAUGAAAUAAAUUCUCUCUGGUCUAUUA